AUGGUUGUGAAACAAGCUUUUGGCGCCGCACUGUGGUCCCUCGAGACGGCGAAGGGCGCCGUUCAAACGCUGCUGAGCCCGAAUGCGCCGAUCCCGAAGACUGAGCUGCACCCACGGAUGAUGGCCCGUCCCUGGACAGCUGCCGAAUACUUGCGCAUGUGGUCAUGGCGUUACAACUGGAAGUACAUCCCGGUCUUCCGCUUCUACAUCUACUCGGCAGUGAUUGUCUACGGCAUCUACAAAUUCGUGUUGCCAAUCAAGCCCCGUCAUCGCAUCGCUUACGCGAAAGGAAAGGACGAUCAUCACCAUCACGAGGUCGCUCACUGGUACGGCAUCCGCCAGCAGCACCAGGACAAGGAAUAUUUCAAGAAGUACAACCCCCUCAAGAAGCCCGGUGAGGUCGAGCCGCCCGGGCGCAUUGAAGACAAUUUCGACAUCGUCUUGCUGAAGCGGUUGCUGGCACAGCUGGUCGCGUCAGCAGAUGUUUUGAUUGUUGAGCUCGAACGGCUGCUGAGCUCUGACCCGGUAAAGUUCGAGAAUGCUUGGGCGGACUUCGCGUGGCCUUGCCUUACCCUGGCCACGAUGCUGCGGGAUCGGACUGGGGACCGUGAGAUUGCUGAACUGGAAGAGCGACUAAAUAUUACUAUCGUCACGCUGGUCAACCUUUGGCGAAACCCGAUCCAAGUUGACAGUAAUAGCCUCGACGUCAACUACCAGUGGCAACAAUUCAAUGCGCUCCUUACCGCCACGCUGCAGUCGAUCCACGCGAUCUAUUCGCGCGGUGAGGUGCACCGCGAUUUAUACAGGGAGAUCCAGCAUUUCAAGCAGAAUGAGCUGGCCGUCUGCUUGCUCAACUUUAAGCAAUUCUGCUUCGAGUAUUCCAAAGAGAUUCUACCAUUACUUCGCGAAAGCCAAAUGGAGAGGGUGUCGCUGUGCAAGCCGAUUCCCGUAAAUCUGGUGGCCAGAGCCGAGAAUUAUUUCUCAAAAAUUAUUUACUGUAUGGGAAUUAUGGUGGCCAGAUUGCAGGGUUUCCGGUAUUGGCAUUUUGCCGGCGUUGAACCGGUUCGCCCAAUGAUCGAUUCGGUGGCGAGCGUUGUGGAACAAUUGCUGGCUGAAUGUCUCUUCUGCAGCGAGCCGAGAGCCUCCCCGAUCUUGGUCACGAACAACCUCUUCCCCUUCCGCUCAGGCUGCCUGGCCAAGGGCCCCAUCUUUCAUUCAUUUACGAUCCAAAUUAUCGGCGAGGAAACCGCGCAAAUCAUUCAGGAUGAGCUGCGGUAUCUAGGUUCGAAUCUGGGGCUGCCCAGCUCGGUGUUGAGCUCUCGGUCGUUCCCAUCGGCCGCUCUGCUAGCGAUGAAGCCCACUUCGGGAACGAAGCGCAAUAACUCGACGGCAAAUGCUGACGGCGGAAAUACGGCCCACAAAAAAUCCGACGUCAACUCGAAGGAAAGCGUUCAACUAGCGGCUACGUUUUCGGAGAAGCACGGCACCUGGACGGCUUCAUAUCCGCAUCUAUUGUGCACAACACGGCAGAAGGACACGACACUCCUCGAUACACGAUCGAAUCAAAUCGGCAAGCGAUCGCUGUUUUAUUUUUAUAUUCGAGGUCGUCUUUUCUCGCCGCGAGGGCCCAUGGCCGACGUCUACACCCUCAGCCUACCAUUUACGAUUGCCACGCGGCGGAAUCAGGAUUGCCAAGUACAACGUAUGAUUUCCUCGUACACUGCCACUUGUUUUUGGUUGUACGGCACCUGUUCCCUCGAUGGGCUGAUCCUUCGAUGGACCGAGGCCGAUAUAUCGUGGGAUCGAUUCAAGGAGUUGUACAAGGCCCAUUUUCGAGCAACGGCUGAGGUCAGCCGGGAUUUAUCCGAGUCCGACUUCACGUUGUUGGAGCAGAAAAUUUGCUGCAAAGAAUGCGGGCCGGCCGAGAAGCUCUUCCAGGAUGAGCGAGUAAUGGUGUCCUUCAAAAAUGUGAUGUGCCCUCAUCUACAAUAUGCUUCGGACAUCUGCACCAAGUUCAGCAUUUGGAGGGGAUUGUUGGAGAUUUUGCUGCUCUUCCAAGACGCGAAGACGGCGGUGAAAUCGCUGUGGGACGAGAAUUACCUGCUGGGAUUUUUGGAUUGCGACCGUGCCAAAAACCUGCUGCUCGCCCACAGCUCGGCCGCGCUUUGUUUUUAUUUAUCGUACGCCGCCGGGGGAUCGAUAUGUUUUGUUAUGAAGCGAAUGGAUGGGCGUAUCAUUCACCUGGAGCCGUUGGAUUUGAAAAAGUUGCAGUCGAAGAGUUUGAACGAGUAUGUGGCGGAUAUUGCGGCCGCGGAAAAUAUUCAUUUCUUGGUAAACGCCGACGGGAUGCUGGUGCCCAUUGACGAGCUGACGGCCAAGUACCCGCUUGGAAACGGGGCAAAACUUGGCAAGCAGGCCACCAGUAAUGUGACUCAUGCCGGCACGACGUCCGAUAUGAGGGAGAUGAGAUUCACGCCCGUGCGAAUAGCAGUCGUGACGUGCGGGGAUCAGCCGACGGAGCAGCCGAUGGAGAAGCCGAAGGGCCGGAUGAUGUCGCUGAACAAUAUGCCAUAUCUCAACCAGCCCGUCGGCCAGGUUUCUACACCGCCAAUCACGCCGGCUACCUAUUGUGCCAACAUGCUCCAAUCGACGCAGCUGCUCGGCUCCGAUUUUAACAGCCAACUCCGGCAACUGAUGAAAGCCUACGGAAAGGAGCCGGAAGAGGUGUGUGCCCAACUGCAGUACUUUAUCGGCUACGGCGGCAACGGGGAGCCGACGAACGGCGCGCUUCAUCCAUAUCCCGUGCAGCGACAGCAGUCCCUUGGAAUACCG
Messenger RNA from Mesorhabditis spiculigera, 2832 nucleotides. NCBI's taxonomy places the organism in Eukaryota, Metazoa, Nematoda, Chromadorea, Rhabditida, Rhabditidae. The record is from the annotation of a GenBank genome assembly.